This is a messenger RNA of Elephantulus edwardii (Cape elephant shrew), 2882 nucleotides long. RefSeq names its product glutamate receptor, metabotropic 2 (gene GRM2). The transcript has 6 exons. Gene Ontology annotation, molecular function: group II metabotropic glutamate receptor activity. Gene Ontology annotation, cellular component: membrane. Gene Ontology annotation, biological process: regulation of synaptic transmission, glutamatergic; G protein-coupled glutamate receptor signaling pathway. Lineage: Eukaryota; Metazoa; Chordata; Mammalia; Macroscelidea; Macroscelididae. The coding region runs from base 245 to 2866 and encodes 873 amino acids. The record is from RefSeq and is a predicted model, not a curated record.
CGCAGAGCCGCGGAGCGAGCGAGCGAGCGAGCGGGAGCCCAGCCCGCGCCUCCCGCUGCUCUCUUCCUCUCCACGCCAGAGCCGGGCGCGCCAGGAGCUGGGCCUUUUCUUCUCUCUCUUCCUAGCUGCCCUUUCCUGGCCCUUUCCCCUGCCCCAGCAUUCCCCACUCUUUGCCUUUGCUGCUUCUACACUCAUCCCGUGGAGGUCCAGGUCUGCUGGGCCCUCGUCAGUUCCCCUUUUGGUCAUGGGAUCGCUGCUGGGGCUCCUGGCACUGCUGCUGCUCUGGGGCGCUGCGGCUGAGGGCCCCGCCAAGAAGGCACUGACGCUGGAGGGGGAUCUGGUGCUGGGUGGGCUGUUUCCGGUGCACCAGAAGGGCGGCCCCGCCGAGGAGUGUGGUCCGGUCAACGAGCAUCGCGGCAUCCAGCGCCUGGAAGCCAUGCUCUUCGCACUGGACCGCAUUAACCGCGACCCGCGCUUGCUGCCCGGCGUGCGCCUGGGCGCGCACAUCCUCGACAGCUGCUCCAAGGACACGCACGCUCUGGAGCAGGCGCUCGACUUCGUGCGAGCCUCGCUCAGCCGCGGCGCCGACGGCUCACGCCACAUCUGCCCCGACGGCUCUUAUGCCACCCAUGGGGACGCUCCCACUGCAAUCACGGGUGUCAUCGGAGGCUCCUACAGCGACGUCUCCAUCCAGGUGGCCAACCUCCUCCGGCUGUUUCAGAUUCCACAGAUCAGCUACGCAUCCACUAGUGCUAAACUAAGCGACAAGUCCCGCUAUGACUACUUCGCCCGCACGGUGCCCCCUGACUUCUUCCAAGCUAAGGCCAUGGCAGAGAUCCUCCGCUUCUUCAACUGGACCUAUGUGUCCACCGUGGCAUCUGAGGGCGACUACGGUGAGACUGGCAUCGAGGCCUUUGAGCUAGAGGCGCGCGCCCGCAACAUCUGCGUGGCCACUUCGGAGAAGGUGGGCCGUGCCAUGAACAAGGCGGCCUUUGAAGGGGUCGUGCGGGCCCUGCUGCAGAAGCCCAGCGCCCGGGUGGCUGUCCUGUUCACUCGUUCCGAGGACGCCCGGGAGCUGCUCGCGGCUUCCCAGCGCCUCAACGCCAGCUUCACCUGGGUGGCCAGCGACGGCUGGGGAGCCCUGGAGAGCGUGGUGGCCGGCAGUGAGGGGGCUGCUGAGGGUGCCAUCACCAUUGAGCUGGCCUCCUACCCCAUCAGUGACUUUGCUACCUACUUCCGGAACCUAGACCCCUGGAACAACAGUCGGAACCCCUGGUUUCGAGAAUUCUGGGAGCAGAGGUUCCGUUGCAGCUUCCGACAGCGGGACUGCGCAGCCCACUCACUGCGCGCUGUGCCCUUCGAGCAGGAAUCCAAGAUCAUGUUCGUGGUCAAUGCCGUGUACGCCAUGGCCCACGCGCUGCACAACAUGCACCGAGCUCUCUGCCCCAACACCACACGUCUCUGCGAUGCCAUGCGGCCUGUCAACGGGCGCCGCCUCUACAAGGACUUCGUACUCAAUGUCAAGUUUGAUGCCCCUUUCCGCCCAGCCGACACCCACAGUGAGGUCCGUUUUGACCGCUUUGGCGAUGGCAUUGGCCGCUACAACAUCUUCACCUACUUGCGUGCGGGCAACGGGCGCUAUCGAUAUCGGAAGGUGGGAUACUGGGCAGAAGGCCUGACCCUGGACACCAGCCUCAUCCCGUGGGCCUCACCCUCGGCCGGUCCGCUGCCCCCGUCUCGCUGCAGCGAGCCCUGCCUCCAGAACGAAGUGAAGAGCGUGCAGCCGGGCGAGGUCUGCUGCUGGCUGUGCAUCCCGUGCCAGCCCUACGAGUACCGGCUGGACGAGUUCACCUGCGCAGACUGCGGCCUGGGCUACUGGCCCAACGCCAGCCUGACUGGCUGCUUCGAGCUGCCCCAGGAGUACAUCCGCUGGGGUGACGCCUGGGCUGUGGGGCCCGUCACCAUCGCCUGCCUGGGCGCCCUGGCCACGCUCUUUGUGCUGGGCGUCUUUGUGAAGCACAACGCCACGCCAGUGGUCAAGGCUUCAGGCCGGGAGCUCUGCUACAUCCUGCUGGGCGGAGUCUUCCUCUGCUACUGUAUGACCUUUGUCUUCAUCGCCAAGCCGUCCACCGCGGUGUGCACUCUGCGCCGCCUCGGCUUGGGCACGGCCUUCUCCGUCUGCUACUCGGCUCUGCUCACCAAGACCAACCGCAUCGCGCGCAUCUUCGGAGGGGCCCGGGAGGGUGCCCAGCGGCCACGCUUCAUCAGUCCUGCCUCACAGGUGGCCAUCUGCCUGGCACUCAUCUCAGGCCAGCUGCUCAUCGUGGUGGCCUGGUUGGUGGUGGAAGCCCCGGGCACAGGCAAGGAGACGGCGCCUGAGCGGCGGGAGGUGGUGACGCUGCGCUGCAACCACCGUGAUGCCAGCAUGCUGGGCUCGUUGGCCUACAACGUGCUCCUCAUUGCCCUCUGCACGCUCUAUGCCUUCAAGACCCGCAAGUGCCCUGAGAACUUCAACGAGGCCAAGUUCAUCGGCUUCACCAUGUACACCACCUGCAUCAUCUGGCUUGCCUUCCUGCCCAUCUUCUAUGUCACCUCCAGUGACUACCGGGUGCAGACCACCACCAUGUGCGUGUCGGUCAGCCUCAGCGGCUCCGUGGUGCUCGGCUGCCUGUUCGCGCCCAAGCUCCACAUCAUCCUCUUCCAGCCGCAGAAGAACGUGGUUAGUCACCGAGCGCCCACCAGCCGCUUUGGCAGCAGCGCUGCGGCCAGGACGGGCUCCAGCGUUGGUCAAGCGUCUGGCUCCCAGUUUGUCCCCACUGUUUGCAACGGCCGCGAGGUGGUGGACUCCACGACCUCGUCGCUUUGAGAACCCCACAGCCCUG